AGGUGCUGGUGCAAAAACAGUGUAGCAAUGGAUCAAAGAAAAAAUGAUAGUUUUGUCCCAAGUAUCACACAGCUGGAAGACUUCCUGACAGAACAUGACUCCAAUGUGGUUUGGCUGUUAGUAGCAACAAUAUUGUCCUGUGGAUGGAUUAUCUACCUAACUUACUAUAAUUCCCGGAACAUUGGACUCAUUUUAACGUUGGUUCUUAACAGAUUAUAUAAACAUGGCUACAUCCAUAUUGGUUCCUUUUCCUUCUCUGUGCUGUCUGGAAAAAUCAUGGUGCGUGAAAUCUAUUUCAUCACAGAGGAUAUGUCCAUCAGAAUUCAAGAUGGAUUUAUCAUUUUUCGCUGGUGGAAGAUGUACAACCCUAAGCAGAAGCAGCAUGAUCCAAAGGCAGAAACUCGACUGUAUAUUAUGGUGAAUGACUUUGAAUUUCAUGUGUACAACCGCUCUGAGCUUUAUGGACAACUUCAAGAACUGUUUGGCUUGGAUCCCACAAUAAUUCCAGCAAAGAAAGAUGAUGAGAGAGCACAAGUAAAUGGCAGGCAGAGAACACACGCCAAUCUUGAAAGUGUUAAAGUAAAAACAGAAUCUCAAGACCCCACUUCUUCAUGGAGAUCACUUAUUCCAGUCAUUAAAGUCAAUGUGAGCACGGGUCGCUUGGCGUUUGGGAAUCAUUAUCAGCCACAAACACUUUGCAUUAACUUUGAUGAUGCCUUUUUGACAUACACCACAAAACCACCUUCGAGCCACCUUGAUCAGUUCAUGCACAUCGUGAAGGGAAAAUUGGAAAAUGUUCGAGUCAUGCUGGUUCCAAGCCCCAGAUAUGUUGGUCUUCAAAAUGAUGAACCACCGAGGCUGAUGGGUGAAGGUUUUGUUGUUAUGCAGUCCAAUGAUGUUGAUAUCUAUUACUAUAUGGAUGAACCAGGUCUUGUACCAGAGGAGACAGAGGAAAGCAAUGAUGGAGAAGCCAGCAAUGAAGACAGCAAAUUACAGGACCUGCCACCAUGCUGGGGUUUGGACAUUGUGUGUGGGAAAGGGACAGACUUCAACUAUGGGCCUUGGGCUGAUAGGCAGAGGGAUUGCUUGUGGAAAUUUUUCUUCCCACCAGACUACCAAGUUAUGAAAGUCUCAGAAAUUGCUCAGCCAGGGAAACCAAGACAGAUCCUUGCUUUUGAACUGCGGAUGAAUAUCAUUGCAGAUGCCACCAUUGAUUUGCUUUUUACCAAGAACAGGGAAACGAAUGCUGUACAUGUAAAUGUUGGUGCAGGAUCCUAUUUGGAAAUAAACAUUCCCAUGACAGUGGGUGAAAAUGGCUACUCACCUACAAUUAAAGGGCAGCUCCUCCACGUGGAUGCCACCAGCAGCAUGCAGUACAGGACUCUCUUGGAAGCAGAAAUGCUGGCUUUCCACAUUAAUGCCAGCUAUCCCCGGAUAUGGAACAUGCCACAGACAUGGCAGUGCGAGCUGGAGGUUUAUAAAGCAACCUAUCAUUUCAUCUUUGCUCAGAAAAGCUUCUUUACAGAUUUGAUCCAAGACUGGUCCAGUGACAGCGCACCUGAUAUUUUUUCGUUUGUUCCAUAUAUGUGGAACUUCAAAGUCAUGUUCCAUCAGUUUGAAAUGAUUUGGGCAGCAAAUCAACACAACUGGAUUGACUGUUCCACCAAACAACAGGAGAAUGUUUAUCUAGCAGCUUGUGGAGAAACCCUGAACAUUGUUUUUUCUCUGCCUUUCACUGACUUUGUUCCAACCAUAUGCAAUACUAGAUUCUCCUUAAGGGGAGAAGAUGUUGAUCUUCAUUUGUAUCUGCCUGAUUGUCAUCCUAGUAAAUAUUCCCUUUUUAUGCUGGUAAAAGAUUGUCAGCCCAAUAAAAUAAGUCCUGAGUCUUGUAUUUCUGCAGAAUGUCAAAGUGGGCAGAAAACAGGCAAGCCCAAAUGGAGGAACAUUACUCAAGAGGAGGCUGGAUGGGUUGAAUGCUGGACUGUCCCAAGUGUUGUGUUUACAAUUGACUACUCCUGGCACCCAAUCUACCCUCAGAAGGCAGAUGAGCAGUUAAAGCAAUCCUUGUCAGAAAUGGAAGAAACCAUGUUGUCUGUGCUGAGGCCAUCGCAGAAAACCACGGACAGUGUGAUUUCAUCUCCCACAGCUUCCACCCGCCUUCCCCUUGACCCCUCGGAGCUGCCCCCAGAUAAGCUCCACGUGGAGCUGGAACUCUCCCCAGAUUCCCAGAUAACCCUGUAUGGACCCUUGCUCAAAGCCUUUCUCUCCAUAAAGGAAAAUUAUUUUGGGGAAGAUGACAUGUACACUGAUUUUGAAGAGGUUAUUUCAAGCCCUGUUUUGUCCCUGUCAACAUCCUCAAGCUCUGGCUGGACAGCUGUAGGAGUGGAAAAUGACAAAAAAGAAAAUGAAAUUUCAGUCAAGCCCGUUCACCCUCUUACUUUACGCCCGUGGGAUAUCACUGUGCUUGUUAAUUUGUACAAAGUGCAUGGGAGAUUGCCAGUGCAUUGCAGUCCAGAUGGUCCAGAGUGCCCUACAGCUUUCUUGGAGAGGCUGUGUUUCGAGAUGAAGAAAGGAUUUAGAGAAACAAUGCUUCAGCUUGUACUGUCUCCAGUGAAUCUGUUUCUUAAUGACAAUUAUCAGCGCCCUGCAGUGGACGAGGUGCUCCGGGAGGGUCACAUCAGCCUGUCGGGCCUGCAGCUCCGUGCCCACGCCAUGUUUUCUGCAGAAGGGCUGCCCCUGGGAAGUGACACUUUGGAAUAUGCCUGGCUGAUAGAUGUGCAGGCUGGAAGCCUCACAGCCAAAGUGACAGCACCACAGCUAGCCUGUCUUCUGGAGUGGGGGCAGACCUUUGUGUUCCACGUGGUGUGCCGGGAGUUUGAGCUGGAGAGGCCCAAAUCUGUAGUCCUGUGCCAGCACGGCAUCGACCGCCGCUUUUGUGACCCCAAGACAAACUCUGUGCCUGGGCCGUGCCCAACAUCAGAUGAGUUAAAGUACACCAUGACACGCUUAGCCAUGGAUGGAGCAGAUCUGUAUGUGGUAGAACAUGGCUGUGCCACCAACAUCAAGAUGGGUGCCAUACGCAUUGCAAACUGCAACCUCCACAACCAGUCUGUCGGGGAAGGCGUCAGCGCCGCCAUCCAGGACCUGCAGCUCAGGCAGUACGUCGAGCAGGUGAACAACUGCAGAACUGGCCUGCAGCCAAUACUGAGGAGGGCAUACUGGCUGGAAGCUGGCUCUGUCAACCUGGGCCUCAUCACUGCUGACAUUGCUUUGGCUGCAGAUCAUCCCUCUAAACACGAGGUGCAGCGGCAUUUCUUGGAAACGCACGAUAGCCGAACCAAGAGGUUGUGGUUUUUGUGGCCUGAUGAUAAUUUGAGAAAUAAGAGAAGCAAGAACAAGUGUGGCUGUCUCGGUGGUUGUCGAUUCUUCGGCGGCACCUUAACGGGACUGGAUUUUUUCAAACUUGAGGAACUGACGCCUUCAAGCAGCUCUGCUUUCUCAAGCACGAGUGCAGAAUCUGAUAUGUUUUAUGGGCAGUCUUUGCUGCAGCCAGGGGAAUGGAUAAUCACUAAGGAGAUUCCUAAAAUUUUAGAUGGUAAAGCAAAUGGUGUCAAAAGAAAAGAUUGGGACUGCAGAUCUGUGGGAAUAGAAAUGGAGAGGAAAGCACAGCACCUGAGCCUCCAAGUGCCGCUGCGCUCCCACAGCUCCUCCUCCUCUUCGGAGGAAACAAGCAGCUCCAGUGCUGCCCUGCCCUUGCUUGCAGGGGAGAAGGACAGCCCCUCAUCCACUGCUGAGGAUCACCUGGGACAGAAGGAGUUCCUGCCCAGUGCAAAAAGGGAAGAUGCUCAUGGAAGUGUGGCGGUGGAGGGUGCAGAGGGCCGGCCUGCAUCCCCUGGCCCCCAGGAGCGGCCCGUGGGGCAGUCCCCCAUGAGGUCCCCGCUGAAGAGACAGGCGUCGGUGUGCUCCGCGUGGCUGGGCAGCACCAAGAGCCUGACGGCGGCGUUCUACGGGGACAAGCAGCCCGUGCCCGUGGGAGUGCAGUUCAGCAGCGACGUGUCCCGCAGCGACGAGAACGUCCUGGACUCCCCCAAGCAGAGGAGGAGCUUUGGCUCCUUCCCCUACACGCCCUCAGCAGAUUCCAACUCCUUCCACCAGUACCGCUCCAUGGAUUCCAGUAUGUCCAUGGCGGAUAGCGAGGCUUAUUUUUCAGCUGCUGAAGAGUUUGAGCCAAUAAGCAGUGAUGAAGGUCCAGGAACCUAUCCAGGGAGGAAGAGGAGGAAAAAGCAAGCUCAGAAAGCUGAAUACAGUAGGGGGUCUAUUUAUCACAGCGUGGAAGGACCCUUAACAAGCACAAUCCAUAGAGAAAUCAGUCAAGAUAUGAAAACAUUGCCAAUUAAGACUCAUCCUUCCCAGGCUUCAUUUGUUUCAGCUCUGGGAGGAGAUGAUGAGCAUGUUGACAAUAUGUAUGUCCUGGACUCUGAGAAGACAGUGGAACGUGAACAAAUCACUUCCCAGCAGCCUGUCAUGGCAUGUUACCAAAAUUACCUGACACAGUUCCAGGUGAUCAACUGGUCAGUAAAGCAUCCGACUAACAAAAGGACUUCCAAAUCCUCAUUGCAUCGCCCUUUAGACCUUGACACACCAACGAGUGAAGAAAGUUCCUCAUCUUUUGAGCAACUCUCUGUCCCAACUUUCAAGAUCGUUAAACAGGGUCUCACAGCUAAUUCAUUACUGGACAGAGGCAUGCAGCUUACAGGAUCAACAUCUAACACACCUUACACUCCCUUGGAUAAGAAGUCUGCAGAGAAUACAGAUGAUGAAACAAUAACAGAGGAAUGGACGUUGGAUCACCCGGUCUUCCAGACACGGACAACGGCAAUUGUGGAAGUAAAAGGAACUGUAGAUGUAGUUCUGACUCCUCUUGUAGCAGAGGCACUGGAUAGGUACAUCGAGGCCAUGGUGCACUGUGCCAGCUCCCGGCACCCAGCAGCAAUCGUGGAUGACCUGCACUGCAAAGUCCUGAGGGAUGCUGUGCAGAACAGCAAAACCAGCUUCUCAGAAAAUUUGUCUUCGAAGCAAGAUGUCAGAGGAACAAAAAUAGACACCACCACAACAGGAACAACAAACCAGGGACCAGCACAGACCAAUCUCUCACUUAAGCAAGAUAAUGUGACAAUUAAAGGUCUUCAGGCCAAUGUUACAGUUCCAAAGGUGAACCUGUGUUUGCUACAAGCAUCUGUGGAUGAAUCCCCAGGAGUUUCUUCCAGCAAAACUGUGACUCACGUUUCCUUAGUAGCUUUGUGUUUUGAUAGAAUUGCUACUCAAGUUCGUAUGAACAGGGGUAUAGUUGAGGAGACUUCAAACAAUGCAGAAACAGGGAGGAAUUCUGUCACAUUUGAUCGUUACAUCCAAACCAGCAAAAUGCAGCCCCAGUCUUCUGGCUCACUGAGAUCCAAUUCUGGAGCAGAAAAAGGAAAAGAAAUUGCUGCUAAAUUGAACAUCCAUCGUGUUCAUGGACAGCUUAGAGGUCUUGAUACAACAGAUAUUGGAACUUGUGCAAUAACAGCCAUUCCUUUUGGGAAAUCAAAAGUUCUUUUUACUUUGGAAGAGUUGGAUGAGUUCACUUUCGUGGAUGAAACAGAUCAGCAAGCUGUUCCAGAUGUAGCUCGAAUUGGUCCUAGUCAAGAGAAGUGGGGUUGGAUCAUGUUUGAGUGUGGAAUUGAAAAUUUAACUAUAAAAGGAGGAAGACAGUCUGGGGCAGUGCUGUAUAACACAUUUGGAGUCAUGGGUAAAUCAAGGGACACAGAGAGAGGUGGAUUGCUUGCAUCAAACAACUCUUCAGAUUCCCCCACUGGUAGUGGCUACAACACUGAUGUGUCUGAAGAUAACCUCCCUUGUGACAGAAUAAGUCCCUCUUCAGAUAUUAAUGGAAAUUCAGUUUCAGAUGAGCAGGAUGAAGGUGUUGAAUCAGAUGAUCUGAAAAAAGAUAUCCCCUUGAUGCCUCCUCCCCCUGACUCCUGCAGCAUGAAGUUGACAAUCAAAGAAAUUUGGUUUAGUUUUGCAGCUCCUACCAAUGUGCGCUCCCCAGCCCAUAUAUAUUCAAGGCAGCUGAACCUCCUGAGCACUGCAACGCCUGCAGUUGGUGCUUGGCUUGUUCCCAUUGAUCAAGUGAAGUCGUCAUUAAAUAAACUGGAAACUGAAGGAACUCUGCGAAUCUGUGCUGUUAUGGGGUGCAUUAUGACAGAAGCUCUGGAGAAUAAAAGUGUGCACUUCCCUCUGAGAAGCAAGUACAACAGGCUUACCAAAGUGGCUCGUUUCUUGCAAGAAAAUCCUUCUUGUUUACUCUGUAAUAUAUUGCACCAUUACCUUCAUCAAGCAAAUUACUCCAUUAUUGAGGAUGCCACUAUGAGUGAUGGCCUUCCUGCCUUAGUGACCUUAAAGAAAGGUCUGGUUGCCUUAGCAAGGCAGUGGAUGAAGUUCAUUGUGGUCACCCCAGCCUUUAAAGGAGUUAGCUUGCACAGACCAACCCAGCCAAUGAAACUGCAGCCAAAUGCCUGCCACGAGCAUGAGGAUGGCCUUGGAUUGGACAAUGGAGGGGGCCUUCAGAGUGACACCAGUGCUGAUGGAGCAGAGUUUGAAUUUGAUGCAGCUACUGUGAGUGAGCACACGAUGCUCCUGGAAGGAACAGCCAACCGCCCUCCCCCUGCCAGCGCCUCCUCCGGGCCUGUCACUGGUGCUGAGAUCAUGAGGAAGUUGUCCAAGACUCACACUCACAGUGAUUCUGUGCUGAAAAUCAAGGGCAUCCAUCCAUAUCAUUCCUUGAGCUACACCAGUGGAGAUACAGCUACGGAUUCACCAGUGCACGUUGGCCGCUCUGGAAUGGGAGUCAGGGAAAGUCCAAGGAAAGAAAGUCUGCUCAGCUAUCUCACUGGGAGCUUUCCUAGCCUGCACAAUCUCUUGGAAGGGACUCCUCAGAGAAGUUCAACUGCAGUUAAAAGUAGUUCUUUAACAAGAACAGGAAAUACUGUGGCCACAGACAUGCUGUCUGAGCACCCUUUGCUGUCUGAGCCCUCCUCUGUGAGCUUCUAUAACUGGAUGUCCAAUGCUGUGGGCAACAGGGGAAGUGUUGUACAGGAAAGUCCAGCCACCAAGUCUGGGCACAACAGCCUUCCAACAGGCGUGGCACCCAAUCUUCCUACUAUCCCCUCUGCUUCAGACUUCAACACAGUUCUGUCCAGCGACCAGAACACCCUGGAUGGCACCCACUCACAGCACAGCACCAGCCAGGAUGACAUUGCAGGAGUGGAAGAGGGCAACCAGGGCUUUCCUGCUGUCCAGCUGGCAGAUGCACAGGUUGUUUUCAAACCUCUUCUGAGUUACACAGGAAUUCAGUCGCAGGAUGCCAUGCCCCUGUGCUACAGGAUGUACUUUGGAGAGUACCUCUCUUUCUCAGGAACUCUGGACUGCCUCAGAGCAGAUAUUGUUGAUUCAGACACAGCAAAGGAAAGGAAAAGCAAGCGAGCCCGAAGGCAAGGAGCUGUCAAUCUUCCUCCUCUGGAAUUCAAGCCAGCUUUGAUGUUGGAGACUUUCAGCAUCAGCGCUGUGGUGAUGGAGAAAUCCAUGUGCACCCCCCACAACUCCACCAACGCCCUUUCCUUCCACGACUUGAACAAGCGCUACUACAACACCUUCCACUGCAACUUCACCAUUUCCUGCCAGUCCAUCAGCCAGCACGUGGACAUGGCCCUGGUGAGGCUCAUCCACCAGUUCAGCACCAUGAUUGAUGACAUCAAGGCCACGCAGACAGACAUCAAGCUGAGCAGGUACACGGCCGGCUCGGCCUCCCCGACCCCCACCUUCAAAACCCGCAAGCACCGGGACUUCCGCUCCUCGGAUUUCAGCCGCAGCUCCCGCGGCAGCCUCAACGGGGGCACCAGGGUGAACAACACCAAGAACAAGAGAGCAAACAACGACAACAACAAGAAGGAGUCCAGGAACAAGAAUUCCCUGGGGAGGUCGGAGCGAAGGACUUCCAAAGUGUCCAGGAAAGGCUCCAAAGAUGUGGUUGACCACGUGACAAUCCAUAUGGAUGACUCCGACUCCAUUACCGUGUCGGAGCAGAGCGAGCCCUCUGCAGAGUGCUGGCAAAAUAUGUAUAAGCUACUGAACUUCUAUUCACUCAUUUCUGAUCCAACUGGCAUCCUAGAAAAGUCUUCUGAAACUUUUGGGCCAACAGGUGUUCGAAGCCCCACUGAGGCUGGCUGCAGGGUGGUGUUUGAGAACGAGCAGGAGAACGGCCGCAAGCGCAGCCUGGUGACCUCGGAGCCGCAGCACGUGACCCUCAUCGUCUUCGGGAUAGGGAUGGUGAACAGAACCCACCUGGAGGCUGACAUUGGUGGCCUCACCAUGGAAUCUGAGCUGAAGAGAAUCCACGGCAGCUUCACCCUCAAAGAGAAAAUGAAAGAUGUGCUACACCAAAAGAUGACUGAGACAUGCGCCACUGCUCACAUAGGAGGUGUCAAUAUCGUCCUGCUGGAGGGAAUUACCCCAAAUAUCCAACUGGAGGAUUUUCCUACAUCUCCUACAAGCACAGCCAAACAAGAGUUUCUAACGGUGGUGAAGUGCAGCAUUGCCAAAUCCCAGGCCCUGUACAGCGCCCAGCGGGGGCUGAAGACCAACAACGCGGCGGUGGUGAAGGUGGGGGCCAUCAGCAUCAACAUCCCGCAGCACCCGGCCACGCUGCACAGCAUGAUGGUGCGCAGCUCCCACCAGCUCUCCAAGCAGAUCUCCGACCUCAUCCGCCAGCCCUCCACCGCCCCCCAGCCGGCCAAAGAAGAUGUGGCCACUCCUCUGCCCUCUGAGAAGACUCCCACGAGCAUCAAUCAGACCCCCGUUGAAACGAAUGAAUUCCCCCAGCUGCCAGAAGGCUUGGAGAAGAAGCCCAUAGUGCUGAAGUUCAGUGCCAUGAUCGAUGGGAUCGCUAUCGGAGCAGCACUCCUGCCCUCCCUGAAGGCGGAGUACAAGAUGGGAAGAAUGAGGAGUCACGGAAUGACAGGUGCCCAAACCAGAUUUAAUUUUGAACUUCCAAACCACAGAUUGCGCUUCACUUCAAAAGUUUCUGCCACUGACAUGUCGACCAUUCCUCCCUCGGCCAGUCUCAACCUGCCUCCUGUUACCAUGUCAGGGAAAUAUGUCAUGGAAGAGCAUGACACUUACUCUGACCAGAUCUGGAGCAUCGAUGAGCUCCCUGCCAAGCAAGGCUACUACCUGCAGGGGAACUACCUGCGCUGUGUGGCUGAGGUUGGCUCCUUCGAACAUAAUCUCACAACUGACCUUUUAAACCAUUUAGUAUUUGUGCAAAAAGUGUUCAUGAAGGAAGUAAACGAGGUCAUACAGAAGGUUUCAGGAGGGGAGCAGCCAAUUCCUCUUUGGAAUGAACAUGAUGGCACAACAGAUGGAGAUAAACCAAAAAUUCUUCUUUACUCAUUGAGCCUGCAGUUCAAGGGAAUUCAGGUGACAGCUACAACUCCCUCAAUGCGUGCUGUGAGGUUUGAAACAGGGUUGAUAGAACUUGAGCUCUCCAACAGACUGCAAACCAAAGCAAUGCCUGGAAGUAGCAGCUACCUCAAACUGUUUGGAAAAUGCCAGGUGGAUUUGAAUCUGGCACUGGGACAGAUUGUUAAACAUCAGGUUUAUGAAGAAGCUGGCUCAGACUUCCAUCAAGUUGCCUAUUUCAAGACAAGAAUUGGAUUAAGAAAUGCUCUCAGAGAAGAAAUCAGUGGCUCAUCAGACAGGGAAGCUGUGCUCAUUACUCUGAACAGACCCAUUGUUUUUGCCCAGCCUGUGGCCUUUGACAGAGCUGUGCUCUUCUGGCUGAACUACAAGGCCGCAUACGACAACUGGAAUGAGCAGAGAAUGGCUUUACAUAAAGACAUUCAUAUGGCCACAAAAGAAGUGGUGGAUAUGCUGCCUGGAAUCCAGCAAACCUCUGCACAGGCCUUUGGGACCCUGUUCCUUCAGCUGACUGUCAAUGACCUAGGAAUUUGCCUGCCCAUCACAAACACACCCCAGUCUAACCACUCUGCAGAUCUCGACACUGGCUCUGCUUUAGUCCUGACUAUUGAAAGCACACUCAUCACUGCCUGCUCCUCAGAGUCUUUAGUUAGCAAAGGUCAUUUUAAAAACUUCUGCAUCCGCUUUGCUGAUGGCUUUGAGACAAGUUGGGAUGACUGGAAACCAGAAAUAAGAGGAGAUCUAGUCAUGAAUGCAUGUGUUGUGCCAGAUGGUACCUAUGAAGUGUGUUCUAGGACAACAGGACAAGCUGCAGCAGAAAGUAGUAGUGCUGGAACCUGGACACUGAAUGUGUUGUGGAAGAUGUGUGGUAUUGAUGUCCACAUGGAUCCAAACAUUGGGAAAAGACUGAAUGCUUUGGGCAACACCCUCACAACGUUGACAGGAGAGGAAGAUAUUGAUGACAUUGCUGACCUCAACUCUGUGAACAUAGCUGACCUUUCAGAUGAGGAUGAAGUUGACACCAUGUCUCCCACGAUACAUGCAGAGAUUGUUGAUCACCGGCGCCAGGGAGCUUCCAGUAUCCAAACUGGAGAACAGCGAGGAAGGAAAUUUAUUAAGCGUUUAGUUGAUAUUAGAGAGCUCAAUGAGCAAGCAAAAGUCAUCGAUGACUUGAAGAAAUUAGGUGCAAGUGAAGGGACCAUAAACCAAGAAAUUCAGCGUUAUCAGCAGCUGGAGUCGGUGGCUGUGAACGACAUCCGCAGAGAUGUCCGCAAAAAGCUCCGCAGAUCCAGCAUGAGGGCUGCCUCCUUGAAGGACAAGUGGGGUCUGAGCUACAAACCCAGCUACAGCAGAUCUAAGAGCAUUUCAGCAUCAGGGAGGCCUCCUCUGAAGAGAAUGGACAGAACAAGCUCUCGCCUGGGAGACAGUGAAGAUCUCCCAGAUAUCCGUGUGGAUGCUGCAUCCCCUGGGCCAAGAGUAACCUUCAACAUACAAGAUUCUUUUCCAGAGGAGACAGAAAUGGACCUUUUGUCCGUAACUAUUGAUGGUCCCUCCCAUUACUCAUCUACUAGUGAAGGCUCAUGCUCGGUAUUUGGUUCACCCAAAACUCCAGUAGUCUUCUCACCCGGCAUUCCCUUCCAGCCUGAAGAGGGACGCCGGGACGACAGCUUGUCCUCCAGCAGCGAGGACUCGGACAAGGACGAUGACCAUGACAGGGAGAGGACCUUUUUUUAUAGGAAACCACCGAGCACCUCUCGCAAGAAAGCCACGGGCUUUGCUGCUGUGCACCAGCUGUUCACCGAGCGCUGGCCAACUACACCCACCAACAGGAGUGUCACUGGCACCACCACAGAGAGAAACAUUGACUUUGAGCUUGAUAUCAGGGUUGAAAUAGAUUGUGGGAAGUGUGUGCUGCAUCCCACGAUGCUCCAGCAAGAGCACGACGACAUUAGUUUGAGAAGGAGCUAUGAUCGGAGUUCCAGGAGUUUGGAUCAAGAAUCUCCCUCAAAAAAGAAGAAAUUUCAAACUAAUUAUGCAUCUACUACUCACUUACUUGCUGGCAAGAAAGUGCCAUCAUCUCUACAGACAAAAUCCAGUGAUGUGGAAACAACAGUGUUUUAUAUUCCUGGGGUGGAUGUAAAGUUGCACUACAACUCCAAGACUCUAAAGACUGAAUCACCAAACACUUCUCGAGGAUCCUCUCUGCCACGCACCCUUUCCAAAGAGUCCAAGCUGUAUGGUAUGAAAGACACUGCCACAUCUCCUCCUCUCUCUAGCACUAUCCACAGCAAGACUAACACCUUACUUCCUCCCCAACCCCCACCCAUCCCAUCAGCCAAAGGAAAAGGAAGUGGUGGAGUGAAAACUGCUAAACUCUACGCGUGGGUUGCACUCCAGUCACUGCCAGAGGAGAUGGUGAUCAGCCCCUGUCUCCUGGACUUCCUGGAGAAAGCCCUUGAAACCAUUCCCAUCACACCCAUUGAAAGGAAUUACACAGCUGUUAGUUCCCAGGAUGAAGAUAUGGGACAGUUUGAUAUACAAGAUCCCUUGGAAGAGUCCACAACAUCCUUGGUGUCAUCCUCAACAUCAGCAUAUUCCUCCUUCCCUGUAGAUGUGGUGGUUUAUGUACGAGUCCAGCCCUCUCAAAUCAAGUUCAGCUGCUUGCCAGUAUCCAGAGUCGAGUGUAUGCUGAAGUUGCCUUCUCUGGAUCUUGUUUUCUCUUCCAACCGAGGAGAACUGGAAACUUUAGGCACAACAUACCCAUCAGAAAGUGUGUCCAUUGGUAGCAGUACUCCACAAAGUGGCUCAAAGAAUUCAGCUGGUAAAUCUGGAGCACCAGGUUCAUCGCCUGGCCUCGGCAGCCCUCUGGGCAGGACAAGGCACAGCAGCAGUCAGUCAGAUCUGACCACUUCCAGCAGCAGCUCUUCAGGCCUGAGCUUUACUGCCUGCAUGUCCGACUUCUCCCUUUACGUGUUCCAUCCCUACGGAGCUGGAAAACAAAAAUCAGCUGUUACUGUGCUAACCCCUGGAUCAGGAGCCUUGGGGAACGUGGAUGAGGAGCCAACUUCAGUCACUGGCCGGAAGGACUCCUUGAGCAUCAACCUGGAGUUUGUGAAAGUCAGCCUGUCCCGGAUCAGGCGUUCAGGAGGCUCCUCCUUCUUUGAGAGUCAGUCUGCAAGCAAAGCUACCAGCAAGAUAGACACCACAUUGAUCAACAUAUCUGCUGUCUGUGACAUAGGAUCUGCUUCUUUCAAAUACGACAUGCGCCGCCUCAGCGAGAUCCUGGCCUUUCCCAGGGCUUGGUACAGGAGGAGCAUUGCCAGAAGGCUUUUCCUGGGUGAUCAGACAAUAAAUCUGCCAGCAUCAGGCCCUGGCACACCAGAUUCAAUUGAAGGAGUGAGCCAGCACCUUUCUCCUGAAUCCUCAAGGAAAGCAUACUGUAGGACAUGGGAGCAGCCCUGCCAAUCCGCGUCCUUCACUCACAUGGCACAGUCACCCAAUGUUUUCAGUGAGCACAGUGCCAGCAGCAGUAUGUCACCUGGGACAGCAUCUCACAGCCUCAAGUCUCCAGCUGUCACAAGAUCCAGGAGUGUGUCUGACUCCUCAGUGCCUCAGAGAGAUACUCUCUCAAAAACAUCAACUCCAUUUAAUAAGUCAAAUAAAGCUGGAAGCCAGCAAGGAACACCAUGGGAAACACUGGUUGUGUUUGCUAUGAACCUGAAACAAUUAAAUGUUCAAAUGAAUAUGAGCAAUGUAAUGGGCAAUACCACGUGGACCACCAGUGGUUUGAAAAGUCAGGGCCGUCUGUCUGUGGGGAGUAGCAGAGAUCGGGAAAUCAGCAUGUCUGUGGGCUUGGGAAGAUCCCAGCUGGACUCCAGAGGGGGAGUUGUUGGAGGUACCAUAGAUGUUAACACCCUGGAGAUGGUGGCUCAUAUUUCUGAACACCCAAACCAACAGCCCAAUCAUAAAAUUGAAAUUACUAUGGGUUCUACUGAAGCACGUGUUGACUAUAUGGGAUCCAGUAUCCUAAUGGGAAUCUUCAGUAAUGCUGAUCUUAAACUGCAGGAUGAAUGGAAAAUUAAUCUGUAUAAUAAUCUGGAUUCGAGCAUGACUGAUAAAAGUGAGAUAUUUGUCCAUGGGGACUUGAAAUGGGAUAUCUUCCAAGUGAUGAUUUCAAGGUCAACUACCCCAGACCUGAUAAAAAUAGGGAUGAAGCUCCAGGAGUUCUUCACUCAGCAGUUUGAUACAAGCAAGAGAGCUUUGUCCACCUGGGGGCCUGUUCCUUACCUCCCUCCCAAGACAGUGGCCAACAACUUAGAGAGAACAUCACACGAGCAAUUGUUGGAUGCAGCCCAUCAUCGCCACUGGCCAGGAGUUCUGAAGGUGGUGUCUGGCUGCCACAUCUCCCUGUUCCAGAUGCCACUGCCAGAAGAUGGGAUGCAAUUUGGAGGAUCCAUGAGCCUGCACGGGAACCAUAUGACCCUGGCUUGUUUCCAUGGACCUAAUUUCCGCUCAAAAUCGUGGGCCUUAUUUCACCUGGAAGAACCCAAUAUUGCAUUUUGGACAGAAGCCCAGAAAGUUUUGGAAGAUGGUACCAGUGAACACUCCACGUACAUUGUGCAAACCCUGGACUUUCAUUUGGGCCAUAACACCAUGGUCACCAAGCCCUGUGGGGCCCUGGAAAGCCCCAUGGCCACCAUCACAAAGAUAACGCGGCGGCGCCACGAAAAUCCCCCUCAUGGAGUUGCCAGUGUGAAGGAGUGGUUCAAUUAUGUGACAGCCACGAGAAAUGAAGAGCUGAACCUGCUUCGGAAUGUUGAUGCCAACAACCCAGAGAGCAGCACGACAGUGAAAAGUUCAAGCUUGUUAAGUGGCUUCAGGGGUGGCUCCAGUUAUAACCAUGAAACUGAAACCAUCUUUGCAUUGCCAAGGAUGCAGCUGGAUUUUAAAUCUAUUCAUGUUCAAGAGCCCCAGGAGCCUUCAUUACAAGAUACAAGUGUUAAACCAAAGGUGGAAUGCAGUGUAGUAACUGAAUUCACUGACCACAUCUGUGUGACUAUGGAUGCUGAACUGAUCAUGUUUCUGCAUGACUUGGUGUCUGCUUACCUAAAAGAAAAAGAAAAAGCAAUUUUUCCUCCUCGCAUUUUGGCUGCUCGUCCAGGGCAGAAGAACUCUGUUGGUGUCCUUGAGGACAGCUCCACUGACAAAGAGGCAGAGGAAAGCAUUACCUACACUACAGUUGACUGGAGGGAGUUUAUGUGCAAUACUUGGCAUUUGGAACCCACCCUCAGAUUAAUAUCUUGGACUGGGAGGAAAAUAGAUCCUGUUGGUGUUGACUACAUCCUCCAAAAGCUGGGCUUUCACCAUGCAAGGACUACUAUUCCUAAGUGGCUGCAGCGUGGUGUCAUGGAUCCUUUGGACAAAGUUUUGUCAGUCCUUAUAAAGAAACUUGGUACUGCACUACAGGAUGAAAAGGAAAAGAAAGGAAAAGACAAAGAAGAAUAUUAAAAGUACAAUGUGACAACCCUAACUCCAUUUGAUUUUAUCAAAGUGUUUUAUUAUAUUUUAAGAACUUAAAUAUGGUUUAAAGAGAAACCUAACAGCUUUUUGCUACUCUAUUUAAAACUUACAUUGUGAGUAACUGUUUACUGUGGUACUUGAUACCAUUCUGUAUUUGAAGUUAUUGCAUGAUGAUGAUGAUGAUGACCAAUGUAUAUUCUGUGAAGGAAUAGCUGGAACACUGUAAAUCUGCUCCUCAGAGUCCAUUUUAUGAUGUGCAAUAUGAUCCUGCAUCUUUACAAUACUUGCAGAUUAACUGUGAAUUUUCUUAAAAUUUUACUUGCCAUAACACAGACCCCUUGUUGAUGUGACCAGUAAUUGAUUUGUUAAUGUAGA
This is a messenger RNA of Ficedula albicollis (Collared flycatcher), 15408 nucleotides long. It is a transcript of the gene BLTP1, whose product is annotated as KIAA1109 ortholog. The transcript is spliced from 84 exons. Lineage: Eukaryota; Metazoa; Chordata; Aves; Passeriformes; Muscicapidae. Gene Ontology annotation, biological process: synaptic vesicle endocytosis. The record is from RefSeq and is a predicted model, not a curated record. The coding region runs from base 28 to 15021 and encodes 4997 amino acids.